AAUUUAAAGUGUAUUACUUUUCACCCAACUGUUGUAGUUAAUGUGUUGAGAAAAAUUGUGGACUUGAGAGGGAUUGCAGUGUUAGUGUUUAGUGAUCAGUGAUUAGGAUUUAUGACUUUUUUAUUUUUGUGUUAAUCUGAUCGACAAUUUCGGAUUAAUAAAAACUGGCACACCGAAUACGAUGACUGUGUCAUUAAAACUUUUCACCUUUGGGAUAUUAACCGGACUGAUUUGGACGGAGAUACGGUGUGAUGCUCCACUUUCCGAUUCGGCGUCUUUACCUUUAGAGCAUAGAGGUGUGUAUGGGCCCCCUUUAUCAGGUCCGGGGUAUGCGCCACCGGCGAUAUUACAAGGCGGUGGAGGAGGAUCCUCGGAUGAUCCUUGGCCUCUAGCAACUCCUGACAUGCCUCAAAUAAAACAUUUACAAGUGCAGUGUGAAAAGACACAUAUGCGUGUCAACAUUGAAUUUGAUCGUCCGUUUUACGGAAUGAUUUUUUCGAAAGGAUUUUACAGUGACCCACACUGUGUUCACCUCAAACCAGGCACUGGACAUUUGAGUGCAACGUUCGAAAUAUUUCUAAACAGUUGUGGGAUGUCCUCAUCCGCAAAUCACAAUGCGGGUAAUUAUGGAGGUCCAACACCUAGUGGUAGUUACGUGGAAAACACCAUUAUUAUCCAAUAUGAUCCUUAUGUACAAGAAGUGUGGGAUCAAGCUCGCAAACUACGUUGCACUUGGUACGAUUUUUACGAAAAGGCGGUCACGUUCCGACCAUUCCAAGUGGACAUGUUGCAUGCGGUCACAGCUAACUUCUUAGGUGAUAAUUUGCAAUGUUGGAUGCAAAUCCAAGUUGGAAAAGGACCUUGGGCUUCGGAAGUCUCCGGAAUCGUCAAAAUCGGCCAAACAAUGACUAUGGUUUUAGCCAUCAAAGAUGAUGAAAACAAAUUUGACAUGUUAGUACGCAACUGUGUGGCUCAUGAUGGAAAACGAGCCCCUAUUCAAUUAGUCGACCAAUACGGAUGCGUUGUGAGACCGAAAAUUAUGAGCAAAUUCCAGAAAAUUAAGAACUUCGGACCAUCGGCUUCCGUUGUGUCAUUUGCAUAUUUCCAAGCUUUCAAAUUCCCCGAUUCCAUGAAUGUACAUUUCCAAUGUGUCAUCCAAGUCUGUCGAUACAAUUGUCCUGAGCCCAAAUGCGGAAAUCACGGUCUAAGUCUGAGCAGUGAAUAUGGACCUCCUCCACUAGGAAAUUCUCUUGGUAGUGGAGACUUCGGUGGUCACGGCGGUAACAUUAACGCCGAAUACGCUUCUCAGUCUCUUUCCGAAUACGGCGUUCCUCCGGCAUUUCCAGACCCUAGACACCCCUCAGGUCCAACUGGCGCUUACUCUGAUAACAAUCCUGAUGUUGUACCUGCACCACAGUCUCAAAUCUCAUCAUCUUCAACAUCAAAUCCACCAAACUUGUCAUCACCAGCUCCGCAAAUUUCCGCACAAAGUAGCAGUGAUAUUCAUUUGCCACCUCCACCGCCUCCGGGACACCACGGAGUGUACAACACAGUGAAACGAAAAAGUAGUGUUCCUGAAGAGUUUGAAGGAAAUUUAGCAACUCUCGGAGGAAGGCCCCGGUCUGUUGAAAACAUUCCGGCCGAAUUGCAAGGUGCAAGAAAAAGACGCAGUCUUGAAUCUAUAAACAUUGUUGUUAACCAUGUUUAUAAACGAGAAGCUCAAGAAAUGACUGACGUUAAUACUAGUCGAACGAUUCAAGUAGUCGCCCCCGGUGAUGUCAAUUUCGCACUAAACCCAUCACAAAGUAACGAAACUGUAGUCAUUCAAUCGGCUUCGUCGUCAGACCCAGAGACAAUUUGUAUGUCUGUUCCAAGCUUUGUAGCUGGAUUAGUUAUGCUUCUUUUGGUACUAAUUGUUGCUAGUUUAGUAGCUGCAUUUUUAUUUGUUCGCGUUCGGGCUAUUGAUCGAAAAGGCAUAGCAACGGUCUUUGCAGGAGCUCGGGCAUAUGAUAACGCCGAGUUUGUGAAAGUGGCUAAUUGACAAUCUAUAUAACAAAUCAGCAAAGGUACAUUCCGAAGAUUCCAAAGAUGUUCAGGUCAAUCCAGUGAUUGUGCGUAUGAAUCUACCGGCCAAUGUGCGGUCAUUUUUUCACCCUUCCCUCUCACCCCCUUUCUCGAACUGUUUUCAACAUGACGUUUCUUUAUCAUUUAAAGAUAUUUCGUUAAUUAUUUAUUAUCUCAUUAAACACUUGUGCUCACAAGCGGCGCUUGACGCCGUUGUCAGCAUGACCUAAUGUUUGUUAUUAUUUAUAUAAUACUUAGGUUAUUUUUUUAUUAAGUACUUAGGUUUUGUCAUUUAUAAACCAGAAUAAGUGUAAUUUAACACUGUAUAAUGUACUACUUGAGAGUAUGAUUGUAAGAUAUUUGUUUGAAAAACAUAUUAAUUAUUUAUUAAUAUUUCUAAGUUUAUUUUGCUCAUGUUAGAGCAACUGUUUCCACUGCCCCAGACAUACUACAUCAACAGGUGCAGAAACUAGUCUUGUAGUUAGAACAUAGUCUUCAUGUAAAUACAUAUUUGUAUCAAAAUACUCAGAAUAAAAGUAAACAAAUUUAAUUAUUCAAAAUGAAAUUUUUAGAUUCAUAUAAAAAUCAAAUUAAGACAUCAUGACACCCACAUUUUAAAACUACAAAUGCUUAAAGUAACAUUUAACACCAUUUAAAUGUAAAGGUUUGUUAAAAAAUGUAAAUAUAGGUUCUUUAUCGCAAAAAGAAAACAUUUCUUUUUAAUUAAAACCACAAAAAAAAGAGAAAUGAUUUUCAAGGACAGGGACAAAUUAAAUGUGGCCGCUGAAUUCUACUUUUUAAUAGAAAAAUAUUUAUUUUAGUACUAGAUAUAAAAUAUUGUAUGUAUUGAUGAGGACUCAUAAAAACAAUUUCAAACUAAAA
This is a messenger RNA of Tribolium madens (black flour beetle), 2946 nucleotides long. RefSeq lists its product as uncharacterized. The transcript has 3 exons. NCBI's taxonomy places the organism in Eukaryota, Metazoa, Arthropoda, Insecta, Coleoptera, Tenebrionidae. The coding region runs from base 182 to 2041 and encodes 619 amino acids. The record is from RefSeq and is a predicted model, not a curated record.